Staurois parvus is the source of this 361-nucleotide messenger RNA. The record is from the annotation of a GenBank genome assembly. NCBI's taxonomy places the organism in Eukaryota, Metazoa, Chordata, Amphibia, Anura, Ranidae.
GCAGGGGCGGACUAACCAUUUGGAAACUCGGGCACUGCCCGAGGGCCCGGGGUCAGUAGGGGGCCCCAUGAGAUGCCCCUGGUACCUUUUUCAUGGGCUUUUUUGAGUUGGGGGCAAGGACACAGGGGCCCCAUGAUCCCCUAUUGCCCGGGGGCCCCAUGAGUUGUCAGUCCGCCCCUGGUAUGAAGAUAUUUCAACAAACGAUGCCAGCACUUUGGGAGCCUUAUCUGGCUGCAUACUUAUCUGAGCCUGCUAAAGUUUAGCUUUAAAAACAAUGCCCCUGGUACCUUUUUCAUAGGCUUUUUUGAGUUUGGGCAAGGACACAGGGGCCCCAUGAUCCCCUAUUGCCUGGGGGCCCCAU